Lolium rigidum is the source of this 1438-nucleotide messenger RNA. Its product is annotated as putative F-box/LRR-repeat protein At3g28410. The transcript is spliced from 3 exons. Bases 56 to 1438 code for a protein of 460 amino acids. The record is from RefSeq and is a predicted model, not a curated record. Lineage: Eukaryota; Viridiplantae; Streptophyta; Magnoliopsida; Poales; Poaceae. Gene Ontology annotation, molecular function: protein binding.
UCCGCGACCUUGUGCCCCCAUCAGCUAAACCCUAGCUACCGCUGCGCUGCGCCUCAUGGAGAUGGCGAUGGGAAUGGAGGCAGGUGAUCCUCCCGGAGCGGGCGAAGAUGGAGGAGGCGUCGACGUCAUCAGCGACCUCCCCGACGACCUCCUCGGUGAGAUCAUCACCCUUCUCCCCACCAAGGACGCCGUCCGCACCCAGAUCCUCGCCCCCCGGUGGCGCCACCUCUGGUGCUCCGCCCCUCUCAACCUCGACUGCCGCGGCCUUGUCAAGCGUCGGCUUCAACUCCCCGGCGUCGUAUCACGCAUCCUUACCUCGCACCCAGGGCCCGGCCGACGCUUCUGGGUCGACAUACGCGACUUCAUGCGCAUAGAUGCUACAAAGGACGAGUUGCUCCGCAUGAACGCUGCCGUGGACCAGUGGCUCCGAUCAGCCGCCCUCCGCAAUCUACAAGAGCUUGGUGUAUCUUUAUCCCGCCACCUAGUUUAUCCAAUGGCGUCAUACAUCUCCCGCCUCUCGACCACCCUCCGUGUUGCCACCAUUGCAAACUGCAACCUCCAUGACAGCACCGUUCAAGGGCUUCGGUUCCCCCAGCUUAAGCAGCUCGCGCUUGAAAGCGUCAGAAUCUCCCAGUGUUCGCUGCACCACAUGAUCGCCGGGUGUCCAGCUCUCGAGUGCUUGCUGAUUAGCUGCAGCUAUGGCUUCCGUUGCGUCCGGAUCAACUCCCUUAGCCUUACAAGCAUAGGUGUGCAUGUUAGGUGUAUAUGGUACAAGGAGCUCAAGCUCGAGGAACUCGUCGUUGAGAAUGCCCCAUGUCUUAAGAGGCUGCUCCACCUUGAUGAAAAUGAUCAUGCUGACCACCUCCAUAUAUCGGUGAUCUCCGCACCUAAACUGGAGACCCUGCGAUACCUUUCCAACUUCACCAAAAUCUCGUUUGGCUCAGCGGUUAUUCAGGGAUUGUGCGUUGAUAGCCUCACGGCGGUGGUGCGGACUGUCAAGAUUUUGGCUGUUGAUAUGCAUGUUCUUAGUUUGGAUGCGGUGAUUCAAUUGAUGGGAUUCUUUCCGUGCCUGGAGAAGUUAUACAUCGAGUGCUCUUUUCACUCAUUUCAAUCAGGGCCAACAAAUGUGUGGCGUCUCCUCAAGAAGCAGAAGCUUAUCAGAUAUCUUGACAUCCCUCUCAAGACAAUUGUGUUGGAACACUAUCGGGGCACCAAGUCACAAGUUAGCUUUCUGACAUUCUUUGUAUUGCAUGCGAGAUUGCUAGAGGUGAUGACACUUGGCAUCAGAACCACGGACAACUCUGAGGAGUUCUUGGCAGAACAACGCAGGAAGCUUCAGCUAGAGAACAGGGUUUCCACAGAUGCUCGGUUUUAUUUUACGACUGACAGAUACAUACGCAAUUAUUGGUAUAUCACUACUUCCGUAAACUGGAUUUAA